GUCAUUCAUGUUCAACAUCUCUAAUUUCUUGCGUUCUUUAUUAGGAUUGACGUCUACUAUUAGAUGACUAAAGGGAUAAAAGACUCAAAGCUCUCUCUUGACCAAGACCAAUAAAUAGCACACAGAGAGCGAGAGCGAGAGAAGUUCCUUCACUGCCACCACGAUCUACUCCGACGCGUUCGUUUGGUCCCUUCACCACGACCAGCAAGUGAAGGAGUAAGGAAUGGUACAUAUAACACUGAUAUGGCUUUGCUGCUGAAAGAGUCUCAUCUGCCAAUUGAACGGCCAUGCCUUUGAAAGGCUUUGCGUUGAGAUGCAGAGGCGCCGCCAUGGAUGACGCCAACUGAAAGCUCAGUUCACUUUUCUUUAGGAUUCCACUGGGAUUUUCAUAGAUUGAAGGACAACUACUUCUUACCUCAGAUAUCUACUCAACAACACAACUACUCUAUUCAACAACUUUUCGCAACUCUUUACGUGCAUGUUCAUUCUCAAUCAAUUACUGCAACCACCAUUUACCCUAAGUGACCCAUUACAAACAUUCAAAACUUCACCUAAAAUUGUAAUCUGGCCUAAUUAAUGAGCGUGCUUGAGUCGAUUUUAAACUGAAAUUUUGAUGGAAUGUUUACCGUGGUCUUUGGGCUUUCGUGUUCCGACUUCUUCCAAGAUUUUUAAAACGAGUGAGAAAGGUUUCCACACAAGAAUGUUUCGUUCCCCUUUUCAGUUGAGGUGGGAUCACUCAGUGCACCCCUUUUGGGCACAGUGUCCUUGCUAUCUCCCAUCGAUGUGGUCAAUCCACCUCCUUCAGGGCCCAGCGUCGUGCUUCGUUCCCCUCUCCAAGAAAUCUUACAAUCCACCCUUUUGGGGCUAACAUCGUCGCGGUCACUCAUUCCUCUCUCCAAUCGAUGUGGUCAAUCCAACUCCCUUCGAGGCCUAGCAUCCUGCUUCGUUCCCGCUCCAACUGAUCUGAGAUCUCAUAAUCCACCACUUCGGGGUCAACGUCCUUGCAAGCAUUCGUUCCUCUCUCCAAUCGAUGUGGUCAAUCCAACCUCCUUUGAGGCCCGGCGUUCUGCUUCGUUCCCCUCUCCAGAGAUAUCACAAUCUACCCCUUCAAGCCCAGUGUCCUCGCAAGCACUCGUUCUUCUCUCCAAUCAAUGUGGUCAAUCCAGCCCCUUAGGGGAUUAGUGUCCUCGUUGAUACACUACCCAGUGUCCAGCUCCCUUCGAGGCUCAGCAUCCUCAUUGAUACAUCACCCGGUGUCCAGCUCCCUUCAGAGCUCAAUGUCCUCGUCAGCGCUUCCCCUUAAGGUUUUGAAAACGUGUCUGCAAUGAACAGGUUUCCACACCCUUCUCGUUGGUGCUUCCCUUCAAUGUUUUUAAAACGCGUAUGCUAAUGAGAAAUUUCCACACCCUUGUAAAUAAUGCUCAUUCACCCGAUGUUGGAUCUAAAGAGAUGGAAUAAUUUGUGGUUCUUCACGCUUAAUAAAUAAGAAACAUACAUCCUCAUAAACGUAAUCUCAUCCUUCAUUAUGCUGUUCAAUCUGUUUCUGAUCUUGCUCUAAUUAACUGUGCUUCUGCAAACUCCCUUUCCACAUUAAUGCCCAAAGACAAAGAACGCAAAUCCAUCACUGAAACCAAACCUUCUUCACCCAUCAUGGAACAAAGCUUCCUCUGCACUCCACAAUGGCCUCCAAUUCUUUCUCUUCCACCUUCGACGAAUGCAACUGGGUCAUUCAAAUUCGUCGGACCCUCGAAGAAGAACUCGAUGACGACGAUGGGAUUCCCGUGUCGAUCUUCAAGGUCCCUAAAUCUCUAAUGGCGUCCGAUCCAGAUUCCUACACUCCGCAAUUGGUUGCGUUGGGUCCUUACCAUUGUUGGCGCCCAGAGCUCCAUGAGAUGGAGAGAAUCAAGCUCUCCGCUGCAAAAAGGGCUAAGAAAUUCAGCCCGAGAGAUCUCCAAUUUCAUGAUCUCGUUGAACAAUUGGCGAAGCUCGAGCAUAAGAUUCGAGCGUAUUACCACGGUUACUUGGAUCUUAAUAGCGAAACUCUAGCCUGGAUGAUGGCCAUUGACGCCUGUUUCUUGCUCGAGUUUCUCAAUGUCUACGCCCAACAAUUGAAGAUUCUCCGGCGAGUUUCUUCGAGAAUGUCGCAUUUGAUGGAUUACGCUGGGACGAAGCCAGCGCACAACGCCGUUCUCAGAGAUAUAAUCAUGCUCGAAAAUCAGAUUCCAUUGUUCGUAUUGAGGAAGAUGAUGGAAUUCCAAUUCGAAUCCACUGAACAAUCCGACGAGACUUUGCUCUCCAUGUUGAUCGGAUUGUUCGCAGAGCUUUCUCCAUUCAACACCACGGAUGAAAUUCCAGAGAUUCAAAUUUCAGAUUGCGCUCAUUUGCUGGACUUUUUAUACCAAAUGAUCACUCCCAAAUUGAAAGAACCAUCAGAAAUUACCGAAAACCCUAACGAGAUCGAACAAUCUCCUCAAAUUUUGAGUUACAGACAACAAGUCGCACACAGAUCCAAGCAAUGUCUCUUGAGAUCAAUCGAAAACCUAAUUCGUUUCACAAAGCGAGCGAUGCAAUCUCAACAUGUGAAAACGAUAGCGCGGCUGCCAUGGGCGAUCCUCUCCUCGAUCCCUCCAUUCGCGAUCUUAAAACAACCUGCUGAGAUUCUAUUCUUCAGAGAGCAAGAAACAGAACCUCAAAACCCUGAUUCAAAUCCGAACGCAAACAGACCGCCAUUAACGGAGGAAAUAACAAUCCCCUCCGUUUCAGAGCUCUUCAAAGCCGGAAUCCGCUUCUCACCCUCCCAUGGUGGAAUCUCAACGAUUACCUUCGACAGAAAUACCGGAACGCUCUACCUUCCAACGGUGAGGCUAGACGUGAACACACAAGCGACGCUGAGAAACUUAGUAGCAUACGAAGCGUCGAGCGGAUUAGGGCCGCUGGUUUUAACAAGAUACACGGAAUUGAUGAACGGAAUCGUGGAUUCCGACGAAGACGUGAGAUUGCUGAGAGAAGGAGGAGUGAUUCUGAACCAUCUGAAGAGCGACGAAGAGGGCGCUGCGAUGUGGAAUGGAAUGAGCAAAUCGAUGAGAUUGAGCAGAGUUUUGGAGUUGGACAAGGUGAUCGAAGAGGUGAAUGAGUACUACGAUGGAUUGUGGAGAGUGAAAAUGGGAAGAUUUGUGGAGGCAUAUAUUUACAGCUCUUGGCCUUUGCUUGCUCUAAUGGCGGUGGCUUGGGUUCUGUUCUUGAUCGCCCUGCAAGCUUUUUGCUCUCUGUUUGGUUGCUUUCGCGCCCUUCCUCCCAAGCGCCCUUGAAAAAUAUGGGCCCCUGCUGCCUCCCAAGCGCCCUUGAAAAAUAUGGGCCCCUGCUGCCUCCCAAGCGCCCUUGAAAAAUAUGGGCCCCUGCUGCCUCCCACGUUCAAAUCCCCAAAUCUAUUUAUUGCAAAUUUGGUCCUCCUUUUAUUCAAAUAUUCAAUGACCUUAUUUCAAAAAUAUGU
Molecule: messenger RNA, 3490 nt
Organism: Cucurbita pepo subsp. pepo (vegetable marrow)
Lineage: Eukaryota; Viridiplantae; Streptophyta; Magnoliopsida; Cucurbitales; Cucurbitaceae
Product: transmembrane protein, putative (DUF247)
Source: RefSeq, a predicted model, not a curated record